AUGGCGAGAUUCUUAAACGGAUUAAGACCCGAUAUUGCUGAACGAGUGGAACUUCAACACUAUAUAGAGUUGCAUGAGCUUGUUGACAAGGCCAUUAAGGUCGAGCAAAGGCUCAAGAGGAGGGGUACUACUCGAUCGAAUUUUGGCAAUACCACCUACUCUACCAACCACCCAUUCGAACCACGAAAAGAUUCUCGGCUUUCGCCAAAUGCUCCUACACCAAAGCCGAGAUUCGAGGGAGGUAAGGUGGGCAAUUCUAGUGUUGGUAAACCACCUUUUUCUACUCCAAAAUUUGAGGAGCCUAGGGUACAAACUAGAGCUCGUGAUACUCGAUGCUUCAAAUGCCAAGGUAGAGGCCAUAUUGCUAGUCAAUGUCCCAAUCAAAGGACUAUGAUUAUGAUAAAAAAUGGCGAGAUCCUGAGUGAGGACGAAGCCGAGUACGAAGGCAUGCCACCCCUUGAAGGAGGUAGUGAUGUUCCUAUACAGGCUAGUCACAUUAUACUAGGUAGGCCGUGGCAAUUUGACAGGCAGAAGUAUGAGAAGUAUUGUACAAAAAAGAAAGAAAAUGUAAGCGUCGAGGCAAAAGGAGAGAGAAAAAAGGCUAUCGAUAGCUCAGCAAGUGAGGUAAAAUCCGAGAGAAAACGAAUGCUCCUGAUAAAAGCCAAAAAAGUGAGAAAGUUAAUGAGAGAUGAACAGUCACUUCUUAUGCUUGUUAGCAAAGAAGUAGCUCUGAAUGUGCAUGAACUUGAUACUGACAUACCUCUUGAGGUUAAGUCUCUUUUACAAGAGUAUGCUGAUGUCUUCCCCGAGGACAUGCCAAGUGGAUUGCCACCACUUAGAGGCAUUGAGUAUCAAAUUGAUUUCAUCCCUGGAGCAUCAUUGCCAAAUCGUCCAACUUACAAGAGCAACCCGGAGGAGACUAAGGAGUUGCAAAGGCAAGUGGAUGAGUUGCUUGGUAAAGGAUGGACACAUGAGAGUUUAAACCCGUGUGCUAUUCCAAUCAUUCUGGUGCCCAAGAAAGAUGGUACGUGGAGAAUGUGCACCGAUUAUAGAGUUGUAAAUGCCAUUACAGUAAAGUAUCGCCACCCUAUAUCUCGCUUAGAUGAUAUGUUUGAUGAGUUACAUGGGGCUGUGUUCUUUACCAAAAUUGAUCUCAAAAGUAUUGGAUUUGGAGCUAUGUUGAACCAAGGGGAGAGGCCUAUUGCCUAUUUUAGUGAGAAACUCAAUGGGGCUGCACUGAACUACUCCACUUAUGAUAAAGAGUUGUAUGCCCUCAUUCGAGCACUACAAGUGUGGCAGCACUACUUAAGACCUAAGGAAUUCGUGAUACACACUGAUCAUGAAUCUCUUAAGUACCUUAAGGCCCAGCACAACUUGAGCAAGAAGCAUGCAAGGUGGAUUGCAUUCGUGGAGUCAUUCCCGUACGUGAUUAAAUACAAGGCUGGUAAGUCUAAUGUGGUUGCGGAUGCACUCUCACGAAGGUACUCUCUAAUCACUUCGUUAGAUGCUAAGUUGUUAGGAUUUGAGCUAAUUAAAGAGCUCUAUGCACAAGAUAGUGAUUUCGGUGAGCUAACAUUUCUUACAAACACACCGGGCAAGGAACACUUCUAUUGGCCGCACAUGAGGAGAGAUAUUGCACGGGUGGUAGAGUGA
This is a messenger RNA of Coffea arabica (coffee), 1653 nucleotides long. RefSeq lists its product as uncharacterized. Gene Ontology annotation, molecular function: nucleic acid binding; zinc ion binding. The record is from RefSeq and is a predicted model, not a curated record. NCBI's taxonomy places the organism in Eukaryota, Viridiplantae, Streptophyta, Magnoliopsida, Gentianales, Rubiaceae.